Messenger RNA from Armigeres subalbatus, 1352 nucleotides. RefSeq lists its product as uncharacterized. Gene Ontology annotation, cellular component: membrane. The transcript is spliced from 2 exons. The record is from RefSeq and is a predicted model, not a curated record. Lineage: Eukaryota; Metazoa; Arthropoda; Insecta; Diptera; Culicidae. The coding region runs from base 125 to 850 and encodes 241 amino acids.
GAGCACACGUCGCGCCCCCCAGUGAGUGAGAAGAGCACAAUCGUAGUCGUUCUGAAGACGUGCAGUGUGAGUGCGCGUCGUGUGUAGUAGCGUAGCGUAGGGAAGUCACAAAAGCCAUCUCAACAUGUGCAACCGAUCGUUGGUUCUGGAGCUGCUGCUGGUGGUGACGGUUGCCUCGGCGGCGGUCAGUGCUGCUUCGUGCUCGUGGCGGGCGGCCGGAAGCAACUGGUUCGGUGGCGAAAUCUGCAUCCUGCAAAAAGUGUACGACGACUGCCAGGAGAAAAGCGAUUUCACCGAGUGCCUCAAGCAGAAGGCACUGACCUCGCUGUCGAGGGCUAUUGAUAUGGAUUCCAUUCAACUAGUCGAUGGAGUGACCCUAGUCAAGCAAAACGUCACCGAUGAUACCGAGAACGAAACCGUCCCCGGACUGUCGGACGCCCGCGCCCUGGAAGGCCUGAGCAGUACGGACCGUUCCCUCAUCCAGAAGUUGGACCGCUUCCUCAAGACACACACCGUCAAGAUGGAUCUGGCUGAAGCACGAGGCCGCGGUGACAAGAAGAACGGCAGCCGAUACAUCAUCGCUGCCAUGCUCACCGCCAUCGGCAUUGCUGGCCCGAUUGGUUUGAAGACCCUCGGUGCCGUCGCCUUCAAGGCUUUGGUCAUCAGCAAGGUUGCGCUCACUAUCGCCAGUAUUUUGGCGCUGAAGAAGAUCUUCAAGAGCGAUCAUCACGAGGAAACCAGCUUCCAGUUGCACACCGGGCACGAAAACCGUCGUAACACCUACGUGGUCCGCCCGGCCCGAGUUCCCAACGACCCCUACCGGUACUACUACGAGCAACCUACGUACUAAAACCCGGACGUCAACCGAACUCACCGGACAUUUCAAACACACGCAACCAAAAGCCAAAACGCCCCACCCUCAACAGUCAAACCAAUGAAUUAGGAGAAUUUCAGAAUGGAACCCGUACGGAUAAAAGCAGCAGGAACGUGCAACUUAAUAUAUUUCCGCCAGAAUGGAAAUUACAUUGGAAUCGCAUCAGUUCUGGGACUGCCAGUCAGUCAAAUUCAUGAACAAUUGGCCGCAAACAGGCAAACAAGCAAAUGCAUAGAUAGCGCAGAAUGAACCACGUAUCGAAAGCAAUGAAGCGCGCGAACGAUCAGAGAUAAAGUAAUUACCAGGACGUGCGUACUACCUCUCUUGGUCGGCAACAGUGAUUGUCAUGUAAAUUAUUAUUUAUUUUAUUAACGGAAAGUGUAAUUUAUUUAUUUAUUGAAAAAACAACGAUGUCCCUCCUGUUUUGUCGAUAAGCUUAAAUUAUUGUUGUGCAAUAAAUAAAAAAUGAUGAAAUCGA